Messenger RNA from Hippopotamus amphibius kiboko, 2231 nucleotides. RefSeq names its product zinc finger protein 30 homolog. Gene Ontology annotation, cellular component: nucleus. Lineage: Eukaryota; Metazoa; Chordata; Mammalia; Artiodactyla; Hippopotamidae. The record is from RefSeq and is a predicted model, not a curated record. The coding region runs from base 352 to 1956 and encodes 534 amino acids. Gene Ontology annotation, biological process: regulation of transcription by RNA polymerase II. Gene Ontology annotation, molecular function: RNA polymerase II transcription regulatory region sequence-specific DNA binding; DNA-binding transcription factor activity, RNA polymerase II-specific. The transcript has 6 exons.
CGGGCCUCGGAUGCAGGCGCGGCCUGAGGGCGGUGCGGCAGGUUCGGGGGUGGCCGCUGCUCUUCUGAAGCAAACGAGCGUGGGCCAGGCCAGGUUCUGCGGACCAGGUUGAGGGUGGUGGGUAGCGAGGGGGCGUGGACGGUGGGUGUUGACCACGUCAAGAAACGCCUGCGGUGUAAUGAACCCUGGUUGCUUCCCCAGCCCGUCCGUCUCCAGAGGAGGCCUAUGAAGUGAAGCGAAUCGUUGCUGCGCCUCUAAAAGACAGGUUCUUUCUCUAGGCUUCUGUGGACUUUGCUUCUCCAGUAAAUGACCCUUGAAAAAAACUAACCAGUUUCUUGCAACUUUGAAAUCAUGGCUCAUGAUUUGGUGAUGUUCAGAGAUGUGACUGUAGACUUUUCUCAGGAAGAGUGGGAAUGUCUGAACUCAAAUCAGAGGAAUUUGUACAGAGAUGUGAUAUUAGAGAACUAUAGCAACUUGGUGUCUCUGGGUGGAUGUUCCAUUUCUAAGCCAGAUGUAAUUACUCUGUUAGAGCAAGGGAAAGACCCCUGGAUGGUUGUGAGGGAUGAGAGAAGAAGAUGGAGCCUAGAUAUGGAAUCCAGAUACGACACUAAAAAGUUAUUUGAAGUAAAGGAUAUUUGUGAAAUGAAUUUACCUCAGUGGGAGAUAAUGGAAAGAAUUAGAAGUUGUGGCCUUGAAGACUCCUUUUUCAGGAAAGAUUGUGAAUAUAAAAAGUUUGAGGGACAGGAGGGUCCUCAGGAGGCCUAUUUCAGGCAAGUGAAAAAAACCACCUCUGAAAAAAUGACCAGGAACAGAAAACACACAUCUCUUACUCUGUAUCAGAGAAUUCACAAUAGAGAGAAACCCUAUGAAUGUGGGGAUUGUGGAAAGGCUUUUAGAGUACGCCAGCAACUUACUUUCCAUCAGAGAAUUCAUACUGGCGAGAAACCCUAUGAAUGUAAAGAAUGUGGAAAAGCCUUUAGACAGUGUGCCCACCUUAGUCGACAUCAGAGAAUUCAUGCUUCUGACAAACUCCUUGAAUGUAAAAGAUGUGGAAAGAUCUUUACAUGUGGUGCGGAUCUUCGUGUACAUCAGAGAAUUCAUAUUGGUGAGAAGCCCUACGACUGUAAGGAAUGUGGGAAGGCCUUUAGAGUGCGAGGACAACUUAAUCUCCAUCAAAGGAUUCAUACUGGUGAGAAACCCUAUGAAUGUAAGGAAUGUGGGAAGACUUUUAGACAAUAUGCACACCUUACUCGACAUCAAAGACUUAAUAUUGCUGAGAAAUGCUAUGAAUGCAAGGAAUGUGGGCAGGCUUUUCUGUGUAGUACAGGCCUUAGAGUACAUCACAAACUUCAUACUGGUGAGAAACCCUAUGACUGUAAGGAAUGCGGGAAGGCCUUUAGAGUGCGGCAACAACUUACUCUCCAUCAGAGAAUUCAUACUGGCGAGAAGCCCUAUGAUUGUAAGGAAUGUGGGAAGACCUUUAGUCGUGCCUAUCAUCUAACUCUCCAUCAGAGAAUUCAUACUGGUGAGAAACCUUAUGAAUGUAAGGAAUGUCAGAAGUUCUUUCGUCGUUACUCAGAACUUAUUUCACAUCAGGGUAUUCAUAUUGGAGAGAAACCCUAUGAUUGUAAGGAGUGUGGGAAAGCCUUCAGACUGUUCUCACAACUUACUCAACAUCAGAGUAUUCAUUUUGGUGAGAAACCUUAUAAGUGUAAGGAAUGUGAGAAGACUUUUAGACUGCUCUCCCAACUUACUCAACAUCAGAGUAUUCAUACUGGUGAGAAACCAUAUGACUGUAAGGAAUGUGGAAAGGCCUUUAGACUUCAUUCAUCACUUAUUCAACAUCAGAGAAUUCAUUCUGGUGAGAAACCAUACAAAUGUAAGGAAUGUAAGAAGGCAUUUAGACAACAUUCACAUCUUACUUACCAUCAGCGAGUUCAUAAUGUCACUAAAUAAUUAUAAGAAAGCCAUCCAUUGUGAAUUUUGUUUUGAGGAGCAGUAGAAAAGAAAUUCUGGAGGAAAAGUGUUUGAAUGUAGGAAUCCCUUUUGCUUCAUGCUCAAAAUUAAAAUGAGGUUUUAAAACAAUAGUUAAUUUAAUGAAUACAUAGAAGUAUUUCAUCACCAUUCAAACCAUAUUAAACUUUAGGAAAUUCAUUCUAGAAAGAAACUCUCUUAAAGGAGUGAAUGUGGAAAAGCUUUUGAUCUUACCUAUUAUCACCUCUCUUCUUUCG